Engraulis encrasicolus (European anchovy) is the source of this 4451-nucleotide messenger RNA. It is a transcript of the gene dapp1, whose product is annotated as dual adaptor of phosphotyrosine and 3-phosphoinositides. The transcript is spliced from 9 exons. NCBI's taxonomy places the organism in Eukaryota, Metazoa, Chordata, Actinopteri, Clupeiformes, Engraulidae. The record is from RefSeq and is a predicted model, not a curated record. Bases 292 to 1089 code for a protein of 265 amino acids.
GGUGAAAGACAUCAUCCCUUUCUUCGAGCGAGUAUGUUAUUUUGUGUGUUGAAAGCGCACACCAACUAGGCUGUAUGAAGCCAAUUGGCUCAUCUUUUCAGUAUUUACAUACUUGGACAAACUUUCGUGGGCGGGUCCUGGAAGUUCCCCAUUUUAACACAUGGUAACUCGAAAACAGUGCAUUAGACGAGUUUACGCUGGCAUGGGUGUACGUACUUUCUUUAUAUAGCCUAUUUAAGUCACGGCGACGCACCGUUUUUACCAAGGGGUCUCAGUUUGUGUUUCUGUUCAAUGGUGUGCGCGCGUCCUGGGGACACCUGCAGCGCGAGGAUGAGUGUGUGCAGCUCCACGCGCUCUGACGGUGAAAAUAUAGACGAGCUGGACGCUGUCAGCUGGUAUCAUUUUGAUCUGUCUCGGCACGCAGCUGAGACUCUGCUCCUGUCUAAUGGGGUGGAUGGCAGUUUCCUCCUCAGGACGAGUCAGAAGGGGCCUGAGUGCUUUGCCCUCUCUGUCAGGGCUAAGGAUUCAGUCAAGCAUUUCCAUGUCCGGCGGAUCUGUGGCAGAUACUCUUUUGGCUUCAACGAGUUCCCAUCCCUACUGGAGUUCACCAGCCACAUGGCCAACCAGCCCCUGCUGGGCAGCGAAUCAGGGAACCUGGUGGUGUUGAAGCACCCAUACCCUCGACAGGUGGAGGAACCGUCCAUCUACGAGUCGGUGUGUGUGCACACGGCCAUGCAGUCAGGACGAAGACACUCUGACCUGGUCCCCACCGCCCAAGCACUGGGCACCAAGGAAGGCUACCUUGUGAAGCAGGGGGCGUUCAUAAAGACCUGGAAACAGCGCUGGUUCACACUAAACAGAUAUGAACUGAAGUACUUCAAGGACAAAAUGUUUGCAGAGCCCAUAAGGACACUGGACCUAACGGCCUGCUCUGCGGUGCAGUUUGACUACAGUCGAGAGAGAGUUAACUGUUUUUGUCUGGUGUUCCCUGAGCGUACCUUUUACCUGUGUGCACGGACAGGCGUGGAGGCUGAUGAGUGGAUCAAGAUCUUGCGCUGGAAGCUUUCCCAGAUAAGGAAAGGCAGAUGAUGAAGGGAAGAAUGGAAAGAAACGGAAGAACAAUCGGACUGCUGCUGCUCCUCCUCAAGCAAACAGUUAAACGACAUAAGGCUGUGAAAACUGUGUCACAUGCAUUUAGGAAUGUGUACUGAGCCCGUGUUUGUUUGCGACCUACAGAAGGGAGGGGAGAGUGAGAUGGAGGGACGGGUGCAUUCCAUUAGGUCACUGUUUACAGUAUUUUGUCUCCCAGCUACUUCCUUGUGCAUGUCACAGAAAAAUGUCACACAACCUAUUAUUGGAGGACUGGGACAAAAUGGAAAAAAAUAUACCUGUACCUGAUGACAUUUUAUCAUUUGUUUUCCAGUACAGUAGAAGUGACUUAUUUUUCCCCAUUCCAAACGCAUAUCGUGCAAUAUGUGCCAUAACUCUUAAAAGGUGUUUUGAUCUGGACCUUGGAAGAAGCAAUUAUGGUUUAGUCACAGCACAGACCACAGAUAAGUGUCAAGUGUUCAUCAGUAGGCCGUCAAAGCGUAAAUAAAGUGACGGCUGGAUGUUACGUAGACUUUAUGGCACCUAUGUUGUCCUGAGACUAAAAUGUCUUGCCUCAUAAUAAAAGCACAUAAAGCAUUAGUACUAUUAGAAAUGUAUAGUGUAUGUAUGCCAAUGCUAAUUGCUUCCAUGUAUUUUUAUGUUCAUGUGUUACAGCACCUUUGGCUGUGUAGUCAUGGCUGGACUAGCAACUGGGCAUAGCCCGGUGGGCCGCUGAGGUUUCUGGGCUGUCCCUCCGACAGCCACGGUGGAUGACAUGGCUAUACACAAGUAUAAUAUUAGCCAUAUUGAGGGGUACAUGUUUUUGAUGGCCUUUGAUCUUAUAUUUACCUAAAUAUUGGGUGAGGGGCCAGUCUAAAUGGAAAAUGAACACACUGUUUUUUUGGCCGCAGUCCUGCCCUGUGUGUAGGGAUGGGGCUGGGUGGGAUGGACCUGCUCUUGACCUGACUGUCACCCACCGUGUAGUCCUUUUAAUUAGCAAUAAGAGUAUUUGUACAGAAAGUUCAGACACUAGUCUUUGUAACAUAGGUGAAGGUGGCCUGUGUGGUGGUGUGAACUAAGACCAUGUUUUGUCGCUCGGAAGAGACGCAUAUUAAUUUAUGUAAUGAUACAGAUUUGACCUACAGUUUGUUCUUUUUAACAGACCGUACUUGUAUGACAUGAAAAGCCAUGACCGCUGUGUCAUUGCUGUUUUCAUCGAAUGUCUGGCUCUGAACAGCACCAACUGGUUGAGCGAGAUGUCUGUGUUGCAGAGCUAUCCCAGUGACAUCUUUGCACUGAUAAUACGGAGCAACAUGAGAUAUAGCCUACACUGUAUCUGAUGAGGAACAUGAUGUAUAUCUGAAUGCUCAAAUGUGACAAAGAAAACAAAACACACUGUCCAAGAUCACCCCAGGGACUUGCUACAAGUUGUUACCAUGAGGAGAUAUGUAGGCACUAGUAGCUAAUUUAGCAGAACUGUGUCUGUACUAGUACAUUUGCUGCGACGUGGAAUUUUGUAGUACCGGUAGUACUUUUCUCUUGUGGAUAUGAGGAAAAAACACACAGCUGUAGUUUUAAGCCUCAUUACACCAUCAUCAAAUCAAACUCUGAAGGUUUGGUUUGAGGAAAUUGAGAUCACCGUUUAACUUCAAAGGUCCCCAUGGUCUAGGCAUGCCUAAUGCACUGUAACUGUAGAUUGCCACGGCUCACAUGCACAGCUCAGCUGACUUCAUGUUUAUUUGUAACUGCAUAAGGUACAAUAAUUGCUUUUUGUUGGAUUGUAUAUACUGUAUGCUGCUGCUGUGACUGUCACAGUUGACAUGGAACACCCAUAGUUCUUUUUCCAUCCAAUUCUGAAGCGACUUAAUAUUUGAUGGAAAAGGGCUAUAGUGGAAUAUAUAAUAGGGAUAUUGACUGCUGAAUGUAUAUGGUGUGCUGCUACGCUUUUGGAAUGAAAUUGUAAUAUUCUUUUUCCAGUUGUGCUAGUAAUGUUAUUGAAGUGUUCACAAGCUAAUCUGGUUGUGCAAGAGACAGCACUUACGUAAUGCAGCUACAGCAGACCCAAUUCCAUGCUUAUUAAGACUGACUAGAACAAGUGCCAUUUCUAGCCCCAGUGAUGGGGGGAAUGGAAACAUGUGACGACUUUAGAUGGGCCUGCUGCUGUGGUAGUGCAGCUACAUGGGGUGAUCUCUACAGCUGUACACUUUGUGAUGACAUACAGGGCAGACGACAGGGGAGGACGGACGGGUGUGUUGUCCCGGGCCCAGGGUGAGGAUUGGGUUUACAUUUACAUUUUAUGUAUUGCGUGGGAGGCUCUUUCAGAUGACUUUGUCCCAGGCCUGACCAAUGCUGUCAGUCGCUCUGAUGACAUACUGUAUAGACCAAAUACUGCUGUAUUCCAUGUGAACCAAUGAUAUUGACAACUAGGUCUCCCAGUUUCUUUUUAUUGCCAUUUGGUGGCUUGUGUGAAAGCCAUGUCUGUGGGUUUGUAUGACGCAUGACCAAAUGUGCCCUAUGAGCAGCCUAGAUUUACAGAUGUGUUUGCACUGCAGUAAACAUUAUACUGUAAGAUUGAAAUAAAGUGUGAAGAGACAACAGAUCAGAGUAAGUGGCUUCUGCUUUGUGCUCCCAUGUAUAGAUUAAGAGAGGCUGGAUUGGCCUUUGAAAGCACUUUGGUCACAAAUAAAUAUCUCACUCAUACGUACAUGUAUUACUAUAAAUCAGGGAUGUCAAACUCAGGCCCGGGGGCCAAAUUUGGCCCGCGGAGCCAUUUUAUUUGGCCCGCGAGAUCAUUUCAAAUGUCUAUUUCAGUUGGCCCACAUACACCAUCAAUUUAUAGCAUAAUAUGACUUGAACACGAAAUAUGCUAUGUCACAGGAUGUGUAGACACAUUUGAACUAACAAAUAUGAUGAGAAAGAGUGUAUGUAGAAUUUAACUAUGAGUAUGAAGUGCAUGCAUGCACAAUUUUUGUCAAUUUUUAAAAAUAAUUGUGGAGUUCGGCCCGCGGCUUUGUUCCAGAUUUAGAUUUUGGCCCUCAGUCAAUUUGAGUUUGACACCCCUGCUGUAAAUACUGCACCAGGGAGUUUUAGUUCUGGUGGCCACAUGAAAAUGUAUUUCCAAAAUGAUAAAGAGCGUUCUGGAGUGCUGAUAGCCAACCCAGUUUAAACUCUGCAUGUGUAUGUUCAUUAUGUCAGAAAUGAUCAAAUCUGCAAGGUGGACUGAAAGAUUACAAUUAAUUCUGGUUAGAAAUGUGUCAUGUGCAAAAGCACGCUGCAUCAAUGCUCAGUUUUGAUCAUUUCUGUGGCAUCAUGAACGCAGGGAAUAACAAAUCUGUACACAUUUUUAACUAAAUCUGAACGAU